AUGAGCGCUUACGAGCUACCUCACGACCAAGUUGCAGCUUAUCACCUCGGGAAGCUCGAAGCUCAGCUUCUCGCCGAGCGCGAAGCCCGCACCCGCGCGGAGCAGGCCAAUGCUUAUCUUCUCCAACUCUACACUGAGCAGCGCGCCUUACCGACUUCGAGGGACCUCCCUUUGUCGAGCACUGCUCACGACGGUCCCAGGGCCGAGCACCUGCAACAGCUUCUCAAUGCCAGCGAGCGGCGAAUCGAAGAGCUCCAGCUGGAGAAGCUGAAGGCGGAGCAUCGGAAUGGCACAGGUCGCAAUGGUAGCGCGGGGGCUUCGGACAUGGUUCUUGGCCGUGCGCUUUAUGCGUCUCCUGCUGAGACGGAACCCAAGCUGCUUGCUCCGAGGACUGUCUGCAACCCGUCAGAGUCCAAGAAGUUUACCGACAUCCCAACGGCCGAGUGGAUGUAUCCGGUGAAGGAGGCCAAGCCAAAGCCCGAGCAUGCUGCAAAGCCGCACUUCAAAAGCUAUUUCGCCCCUGCCCCGGCCGCACCCGCCCAAGCUGCUGAGACGCAAGCUGCGGCUCGCCAGUUCGACGCGCCGCUGCCCCUCGGUUCGACCGACGCCGUGCACAGCGUUCCAGCACCCCAUCACAAGGACGAGACGACGCGCUUCGGCCGCUUCGAACGGGACUGCCCUCGUGCUCCUCGCUCCCACGGCCGGCCGCCGCCCAAUCCUCGCCCUCUCUACCCUCAGCCCUGGCCACCUCGUGCCCAUCCGCAGCUGCCGCCCCGGCCCUCCUUCGCAGCCACCGAUCUGAUCUCUUACGCCGACCUCGACCGGCCUGCCGAGCCUCCUCUGUCACUGCACGAGCAACCUUCACGCGGCUACCUGGAUUUCAAUGAGGACCUCUACGACGAGCCAUCGCCCGCAAAGACCGGCAAUGACGAGACGGCCACCAAGACUGCCACCGCCCAUCAGCUUCUCCCCGAGUCCCACGGACUCAAGCAGAGCAUCCACGCACGAAGCCCGCACUGGCCCGUCUUCGAGACGGCGCGGCACAAUCACCGCCACGUGGACGUCACCGAGAUCCCCUCUGUAGACUCGGUCGCCAGCCUCUUGAACCGAGUCGCCGGGAGCCACUUUCUCCUCUCCGCCACCCCGCCCAAGAAGACGGUCCGUGUCGUGUCGCCCCUCGAGGUGGAGAGCAGCUACGCCCUGACGCUGGAGUUCGCCCGCGGCGACGCCGCCGCCGACUUCGUUCGCUCCGCCGAGGGCGAUGCGCUCGAGCGCGGCCUCAAGGCCACCCAGCGCUGCGACCGGCCCAGCCCGCUUCUCCCGCGCGAGCUCGGCGAGGCCGUCUGGCGCCACGGCGCGACCAGGACGCUUGUCAUCGACGAGCCCGGGGCCGCCCUGCGCGUGCCGGCGAACCUGCGGUAUCAAAUCGAACACUGUCCGUACACGACCGGCAGGAAGGACGGCGAUGGGAGACUGCAGAGGUCGCCCGAGUUCCUGCACGACGGCUCUAUCAGGCUGGUCUUCUGGGACGUGAGGGAUGCGGUGGUGGCGUACAGGACGUGGACCACGAGUCCGCUGUUCAGGCAGGCGGAGGUGAACUACGAGAGAGACGGCGUGCUGCCGGAGCUGGAAGACGUCGAGAAGAAGACCGUUCAGAGGAGCGACGAGAAGGGCGACGAAGACGCCAAGAGAGACGAGUCCGAUGGAAAGCAUGCCGGAACCCGCGGUACUGCCAUCUCCGAUCCCCCGUUGGUCGAGGUUGAUGUCGAAAAGGAGGAAGAUGACGGCUACGCCGCCGGUAGCAGCGAGGACAUGGAAAAUUCCAUCACGUUCUCCCCGACGAAGGAUGCGCGAAGUCAUGGCAAGCGGAGCCCCAUCCUCCCAAGCCAGCGCCGUCCCGUCGGAGUCUGCCUCCCUUCCAACCAGGAAGAUGCCAAGGGCUCCUCCACCGGGGACGUUGACAGCUACGAUGACGACCCCGACGACACUGAGGAGGGCGAGAUCCGCGAGUUCCUGGCCGCCGCGACGGAGAAGCCACUCGCUUCUGAUGCCCUCCCUCCGCCGCCGAAAACGAUGACGAGCACUUCGACGCUGUCGGUUGAUGGCAUUCCCUGCGGCUAG
This is a messenger RNA of Diplodia corticola, 2121 nucleotides long. RefSeq lists its product as uncharacterized. The record is from RefSeq and is a predicted model, not a curated record. Lineage: Eukaryota; Fungi; Ascomycota; Dothideomycetes; Botryosphaeriales; Botryosphaeriaceae. Bases 1 to 2121 code for a protein of 706 amino acids. The transcript has a single exon.